UCAGUUGAGUUAGCAGUGACAAUGAAGGCUUUUAUCGUUUUGGCUCUGUGCGCCGUUUCGGCAUAUGCCGGAAUCGCCGAGGACUUGUGGUUGGAGAAGAACCGAAUCCUUCCUGAGGGUCUGAAGGAUUUCGUGGCCCCGGAAUACGAGGGACGCAUUGUCGGUGGACAUGAAGUGAGCAUUGCUCAGUUCCCGUAUCAGCUGUCUCUGCGCUCGAAUGGAAACCACAUCUGCGGUGCUUCGGUCAUUUCUGCUAACUGGGCUCUGUCGGCUGCUCACUGCACCUUCCCAAUGCCCAAUGUCAAUGCUAUCACUUUCCGUGGAGGUAGCGCUAGCCGUUUGACUGGAGGAGUCAUCUUCCAAGCUGCUCAGAUCAUCAACCACCCUCAAUACAACAACAACAACCUGCACAACGACGUUUGCGUGAUCCGUAUCACCACUUCUUUCGUUGGAGCUAACAUUGCGCCCAUCACUCUGGUGCCAUCUGGAACCGGAUUCGCUGCCGGAACUCGCAGUAUCGUAUCUGGAUGGGGUCUCAUGCAACAGGGAGGAACUCUGCCGGUCAAUCUACGUGCCGUUGAUAUUCCAGUCGUUGCUCAGGCUACCUGCAACAACCAGUGGGGUGGAAUCAUCCAUGCCUCUAUGGUCUGCGCUGGUGAGCCCGGACGCGAUUCCUGCAACGGAGACAGCGGUGGCCCAUUGGUGACUGGAGGACGCCAGUUCGGUAUUGUGUCCUGGGGCGCAACUGCUUGCGGAGGUCCACUGCCAGGAGUGUACGCUAACAUCGGAAACGCUGGAGUUCGUAGCUUCAUUUCCCAGCACACCGGAGUAUACGACGAAGCAGCACAGCACGUGAACCGAUUGGUUCGAUGUUCAGGAUUCCAAAUCGGUCAUGAGAUUCUUGGUGAGGAUGUUUGGAAAGUGUUGCAGAUGAUACCGAAAGCGGCUAAACUGGUCGAUGCAGACCGAAGUAAAAAUGUGGCGGGAUUAGGCAAAAUCAUCGGUGGUCACCAGGUGGACGUAAGCAGUUUUCCAUAUCAGCUGUCGCUGAGAUCUCUGGGCAACCAUAUAUGCGGUGCAUCCGUAAUCUCCCGGAGCUGGGCACUGACGGCAGCUCACUGUGUCUAUCCUCUGUGGGAUCCUUCAGCCAUUUCACUUCGGGCCGGAAGCAGCGACCGCUCAUUUGGUGGCCAGAUUUACAAUGCAGCCCAGAUAGUCAUACAUCCAGAUUAUAAUCCCGCAAUGUUUGACAACGAUGUGGCCUUGAUUCGUGUGACAAUUCCCUUUGCGGGAGAACACGUUAAAGCUGUUCAACUUGUUCCGGCCGGAUACGAACCUAUGCCAGGCAUCCGCAGCAUUGUCACUGGAUGGGGACGCACGCUUACUGACGACUAUCUGCCGGCGAGGCUCAACGCCGUAGAUGUUCCAAUUGUGGCAAGAGACACGUGUGCACUGCAGUGGGGCACAGAGCUGGUGACGGAUAACAUGAUUUGUGCCGGUCAGUUGGGCCGUGAUUCAUGCAACGGGGAUAGUGGCGGCCCGCUGGUUUCUGGUGGCCGACAAAUUGGCGUUGUAUCUUGGGGAUCAACAAACUGCGGCGGACCAAUGCCGGCAGUUUACACACACCUGGGGCGGUUGUCGAUUAGGAACUUCAUCAAGCAAGUUUCAGGCGUGUAAAUCAUGUACCCGUGACAGCGACAACAACAAAAAUUAUGGCCAACAAGAAAUGAUUCAAUAUUGACGACUCUUAUCAGCGUAGUUUCCCGGGAGCUGAUAGCUACUGUGAUAUGAAUUGAUUAUUUUCUAGGUUAGAUAACACAGUGCAGAAGUUAUGUCAAUAAGAACGAAAACAAAUUAUUAUUAUUUGUUUCAUGUACUUCUUCUUUCUUACUACCAA
Molecule: messenger RNA, 1897 nt
Organism: Uranotaenia lowii
Lineage: Eukaryota; Metazoa; Arthropoda; Insecta; Diptera; Culicidae
Product: transmembrane protease serine 9-like
Exons: 8
Coding region: 22-1677 (551 amino acids)
Biological process (GO): proteolysis
Molecular function (GO): serine-type endopeptidase activity
Source: RefSeq, a predicted model, not a curated record